Molecule: messenger RNA, 4414 nt
Organism: Drosophila ananassae
Lineage: Eukaryota; Metazoa; Arthropoda; Insecta; Diptera; Drosophilidae
Gene: Sp1
Product: transcription factor Sp8
Exons: 3
Coding region: 969-3293 (774 amino acids)
Biological process (GO): regulation of transcription by RNA polymerase II
Molecular function (GO): DNA-binding transcription factor activity, RNA polymerase II-specific; RNA polymerase II cis-regulatory region sequence-specific DNA binding
Source: RefSeq, a predicted model, not a curated record
GCAACUGGGGGCAAGCUUUUUGUUCGCCCGAAACAGUUGCAAGCCUUUGAACGAUCAGCGACGACGGCGUUACUUUUGGCGCGGAUACAGCAGCGACACUUUUUUUUGCGUUGGCCCUCGCAGGCGCCUCCUGUCACAAAACCAACAACCAAACAACCAAACAACAAAUAAACAAACAAAAAAAACAAAUAAACAAACAAAGCAGCUGUCUUAAAAUCUCAAAAAAAAAGAAACAAAAAGUCAAAUGUUUGCAGUGAUCUGCGAUAUUUUUGGUUCGAAAUUUUAUUAAUUUUUUAAAUCGCCUAAGUUCCAUAGUCAUUUUUUUAAUAUUAAAUAUAUACAUAUUUUUUUUUUUAACGAAAAUCAAACCAAAGCAACAAGAAACAGUGACAUUAGCUAAAAAAAAAAAAAAACAAAAACAUAUAAAAUAAAAAAAAGGGAAAAAAAACCACAACCGACGGAAAAAGUGAAAGAAAAAAAAAAAAAGAAAAAAGUGCAACACCGACGGACUAAAGAUACAUUUUCAAGCUACAAGAUACAAUUGCAUCUGAUAGAUACUGUUACAGUUAUGUAGAUAACUGUUAGUAACAUAUAUUUUUGUUGCCUAUUUUGAUUAUUUUUUUUCAUUGUGCCGUGUGUGUGUGUGUGUGCCUGUGUGCCUGCCACUCCAUGUCCCCCCUCUCUUUGUCUCCUCCUGUCCUUCAAGCAGUGUGUCCUUCAACACCGUUAUCCUGCAACAACAAUAGUCAACAACAACUGAAGCAAAAGCAACAACAACAGCAGCAACAACAACAUCAGCAACUAUUUCAAUUGUGAAACAAACAAAACAAAGAAACAAACAAAACAAACAAGAUAGAAAAGACAGCAUCAUUGUGCGUUUGAAAUUGACAGUAUCUACUGUCGCAGCAACAUCUGCAACAUCUGCAACAACAACAACUAUAGUACCAUCAGUUGAAACAACAACUAAAAUGCUUACGGACAUGACUCCGACGGCCGGACAGCUGUACGGCUCUCAGAUUCCGGCCAUGGGCAUGAACAUCACAAACAUAGCCACACACUUGCAGAAGCCACAAGUUAAUCCGGACCAUCCCAGUUUGAGAGGCACCCCCCUGGCCAUGCUCGCCGCCCAGUGCAACAAGCUCUCCAACAAAUCCCCGCCCCCCUUGGCCGACGCCGCUGUGGGCAAGGGCUUCCACCCAUGGAAGAAGAGUCCCAACUCCCCGGCGGCGGGCAGCAGUGGCUCCGGCGGUGGCGGUGGCGGUGGCAGCAGUGCCGGCCAGCACUCGCCGUGCGCCAUUUCGGCGGCCAGCUCCUCCAGCUCCAGCGGCUCCUCCCGAAGCGGUCUAUCCGCCAGCGCCAGCACCAUGGUGAACAUCACAGCUAGCAUCUAUCCUUACAGUCGCCCCCUGGCCUCCUCCUCGUCCUGUGCGGCAGUGGGCGGCGGCUCCAGUUCCGGCUCCGGAUCCGGGUCCUCCUCCUCCGGCUCAUCCGCCUCGGCGGCAGCAGCGGCGGCAGCCUACGGCAGUGACCUGUACUUCCCCAAUUCUGGCGGUGGCGGUGGCGGCGGUGGCGCCUCCUCGAUGGACAACCACCAUAUGCACCAGGGACUCCUCGGCAAGGUGGAGGCGGGCACAUUCGGCAGCGUCUACUCCCGCCACCCGUACGAGUGGCCCUUCAACGCCGUAACCCACAAGGACGCCACCAGCGUCAAUUCUGGGUGGUGGGACAUGCACAGUGCGGCGGGAUCCUGGCUGGACAUGGGCUCCGCGGCGGCGGCGGGGAUGCACUCCACCAUGGCGAACUAUGCCAGUGAGAACUACAGCUCGGCGCUGAGCCAUUCCCUGCUGGGAUCGGGACAGCAUCUCCUGCAGGACACGUACAAGAGCAUGUUGCCUGGACAGGGUGUGGGCGUGGUGGGCGGUGUGGGUAUGGGCGUGGUCGGUGGUGUGGGCGUUGGUGUGGGCGUCGGUGGCUUCUCGCUACCGCACAGCUCACCAUCGGCGGCGGCGGCAGCAGCGGCAACAGCAGCAGCCGCUGCCGGUGGUUCACCCCAGGGUGGGUCAGCGUCGACACCAUCGCCGCGCUCCCAACGUCGGUAUGCGGGUCGUGCCACAUGCGAUUGCCCCAACUGCCAAGAGGCAGAAAGGCUAGGACCCGCUGGAGUACAUUUGCGAAAGAAGAAUAUCCAUUCGUGCCACAUACCCGGUUGUGGCAAGGUAUACGGCAAGACGUCACAUUUAAAGGCGCAUCUGAGGUGGCACACCGGCGAGCGUCCCUUCGUGUGCAACUGGCUGUUCUGCGGCAAGCGCUUUACGCGCUCCGACGAGCUGCAGCGCCACCUGCGGACGCACACCGGCGAGAAGCGCUUCGCUUGCCCCGUGUGCAACAAGCGCUUCAUGCGCAGCGACCACCUGGCCAAGCACGUCAAGACGCACAAUGGCACGGCUGGUGGUGGUGGCGGCGGUGGUGGUGGUGGGGGCGGUACUGGUACCGGUGGCGGCGGUGGCAGCACCAGCGGCGGCGGCGGUGGUGGCUCCUCCUCCUCCGGUGGCGGUGGCUCCUCUUCCUCCUCCUCUGCGGGCGGCGGCGGCGGCGGCGGAGUCACCGGUAGCAGCAUCAGUGGCAGUGGCAACCAGUCCGUCCCGGGUCACAGCAAAAAGCAUGGCUCCUCCGAUUCAUGUUCAGAUUCGGAGGAGUCAUCAUCCGUAUCAAUAUCGGUUGCCAACCACCAGCAGCCGGUCGAUGUUCAUGUCAACGGGCUGGGCGGCGGGGCCAGUGGCCCACAACAGACGGGCGGGGCCGGUGGCGGCGGGGGUGGCGGUAAUGCCACACCAGGACACGAUCAUAAUUCUGGAUCGAGUUCGGGUUCAAGUGGCAGCAGCCAUCCCGGCACCCCGACCUCGCUGCACGCGCACAGUGGCGCCAAUGGCACGUCCAGUGGCAACUCCAGCCUCCUGGGCGGCGGUCUGCACCUGGCCACGUCGCACCAGAUGGUCGCCGCGGGCGGCUCGCCGGUGAUGCUACACCAGCAACAGCAACAUCAACAACACCAACAACAUCAGCAGCAGCAACAACAUCAGCAGCAACAUCAGCAACACCUGCAACAGCAACAUCUCCAACAACAACAGCAGCAGCAACAUCACCAGCAACAACAGCAGCAACAUCAUCAGUUUAAUCAGCAACAGCACCACCAUCAUUUGCACCACCACACCCACCAUGCACACCACCUGGCCGGAGGAUCACCGGGUCUGGACCCAUCGUCCUUGGUGGACAUAAAGCCACCGAUGGUUUGAGGGUCGCUGGGUCCCUUUCUUUUCACCAACUAAUGGUCACAAAAAGGAAAGGGUACCCAUGGAUAUGAAAUACACUCUAAAAAAAACAAACACUAUCUUAUAAUACACUGUAAAAAAAAUAAAAUGCGGUUGUACAUAAAACGCCAGCAGCAGUCUGUAAAUAUUUAACAAAAAAACAAAAAAAUUCAGAAACAUCAGAAACACACUCUCUAAGUGUCUAUAAAAAAUAAAUAUUAAAAAAAUAUUUGCUUAUAGCUUAAACCACAAAAAAUAUACAUAUAUAUAUAUAUAUCUUAUAUAAUGACUAGAAUCGAAAUCCAAUUUUUUUUUGUCAAUUUUUUUUAAUAGCCGUUAAGUCGAUAAAGUAAUAUAUUAUAAUAAAAAAUAUAAAACAAUUUAACCAACAGAUAAGCUUCGAGCACCACAAAAAAAAAAAAAGAAAACUUAACUUAAAUGUUAAACAAUUAUGCAAUUUUGAAAAUAUACAUAUAAAAUAAUAAUAUUACUUAUAAUAUUGAAAAAGGGGGUAAACGAAAGCAAAACAAACAAAAAAAAAAUCAGCCUAAAAAUAUAUUUCUAGUCCAAUUAAAAAAAAAAACAAAAACAAAAAACGGAGUAAGAACCAAAAUUGUAAAAAAAAAAAAUGGAAAAAGGGAUAAAAUUAAAGAAUCGAAUCUUUUACGCUAAUUCUAAAAAUAAAAACAAAAAAAGCUAACGCUAAAGCUAAUUCCUGUAAAUUAGUAUAUUUCGAGAUCACCAAUUAUUUUUGCUAAAAACAAAUCGAAAAUCGAAACUAUCGAGAAAUCGAAUAUCGAACAAGAGAGCUAGUGCUUUAACCGACUUAACUUAAAAACUUACACUUAAAAACUAAAAUAAAUGUGUUUUUUUGUUGUUUUAUUUGAAAAUUAGGCUUAGAAAAAGAUACUUAGAUACUUAGCAUACACACCCACCCACACACACCCACACACACACAACACACAUGCAGUACUGCAGCAUCAGCAAUUUAUCAUCUUCGAUUAGCUACGUUUUUUUUUGUCUAUGUAAAUUAAUUAUUUAAAGUACGAAUAAACUAUUUAAAUUUCAUUCAAAAUAAAUGUACAACAAAGCGCCAGUGUUUUAAA